This is a messenger RNA of Aspergillus alliaceus, 912 nucleotides long. Its product is annotated as H(+)-transporting V1 sector ATPase subunit D. Gene Ontology annotation, molecular function: proton-transporting ATPase activity, rotational mechanism. Gene Ontology annotation, cellular component: vacuolar proton-transporting V-type ATPase complex; fungal-type vacuole membrane. The record is from RefSeq and is a predicted model, not a curated record. Gene Ontology annotation, biological process: vacuolar acidification. Bases 54 to 836 code for a protein of 260 amino acids. The transcript is spliced from 8 exons. Lineage: Eukaryota; Fungi; Ascomycota; Eurotiomycetes; Eurotiales; Aspergillaceae.
CCUGUCGUGGCCUCUCUAGAUCAAGUUGAGUGUGCUCCCUGCGUCUAUUAGCCAUGUCGGGUGCUGUGGGCCGUGAGGCUGUCUUCCCGACUCGCCAGUCGCUGGGGUUAAUGAAGAGUAAGCUGAAAGGCGCGGAAACGGGCCACAGCUUGUUGAAGAGAAAGAGUGAAGCCUUGACAAAGCGCUUCCGCGAGAUUACUCGACGUAUCGAUGAGGCUAAACAGAAGAUGGGGAGGGUCAUGCAAAUUGCUGCUUUCUCUCUGGCCGAAGUGAGCUACGCUGUUGGAGGCGAUAUUGGCUACCAGAUUCAAGAAUCCGCCAAACAAGCCCGAUUCCGUGUACGCGCCAAACAAGAGAACGUCUCCGGUGUCUUCUUGCCUCAUUUCGAGAGCUACACGGAGGAUGGAGUCAAUGACUUUGGCUUGACUGGUCUAGGGAAAGGAGGCCAGCAAGUUCAACGGUCCCGAGAGACAUACGCUCGGGCGGUAGAGACCUUGGUUGAACUAGCAAGUUUACAGACCGCAUUCGUUAUUCUAGAUGAGGUGAUUAAGGUCGUCAAUCGGAGAGUUAACGCCAUCGAGCAUGUUAUCAUUCCUCGGACAGAGAACACCAUAAAAUAUAUUAUGUCCGAGCUCGACGAGCUUGACAGAGAAGAGUUCUAUCGACUCAAGAAGGUUUCAAAUAAGAAACAGCGCGAUACCGCCGCCGCGGACGCUGAGAUUCAAGCCGCGCGAGAGAAGGAGGCCCAGAAGAAGACUGCGUUGGAACCCGAAAAGGAGGCACCUGACGCCCCCGAUGUCCUCGGAGAGCAGGAAGAUGCAGAUGUCAUUUUCUAGUUUUAUUCCCCUUUCCAUUUUCUCUGUCUUGUAACUAGUGUACUUUCUAGCAUGUAGCUGUCAUUGGUAUCAUUCA